ACUUAACAAUAUUUGAAAGAAGUUAGAAUUAGCAGAAGUUUGAUAUUUCAUAUGCGUAGGAACACAUCAUUAGUAGCUGCUUCUCUGGGACUAUUGUCAUCAUAUUAUUGAUGGCGCAUGACGCAAAGGAAUAGAAGCUGCACGAUGGGGCGCUACGUCUUUUGCUUUUUGUUCCUGAUCUCGACUGUGGAGUGUUCGGCGGGGAGAUUCUUCAUAUCAGCCCCCCAUGUUUUUCACGUGGGUGUUAAUGAGAAAGUGUUUGUCCAGAUGGGAAACUCUUAUCUUAAUAAUCCUGUCACUCUCUACCUGGAGCACGAGGCUACCGGUACUCUUGUGUCUGAGAAGAAAACCGAUGGAACCACAACGGAAGGACAGAUUAAAACAGUUGAGCUAAUGAUAGAAAGGAAUCUAAUCUCAACAUUGUCUGAACGUUUUGGCCUCAGCUACCUUCUGCUGGUGGCAGAGAGCCCCUCCUUCGGUAGGAUUAGGAAGGUAACAAGAGUUAUGGUAUCAAAACGAAGGGGCUACAUCUUCAUUCAGACUGAUCAGCCAAUCUAUACCCCGGCACAGAAUGUGCGAUACAGGAUAUUCACUCUUGACCACACAUUGAGGCCUCAUGAUGAGGUGUUCCACAUAAAAGUAUAUAAUUCUGCUGGAAAUAGAGUCAUCAAAAGCCAAAAGAUUGCAGAUAGAGGAAUACUCCAAGGAUCAUUUCCGCUACCUGAUGUAUCAAAAUUGGGCACAUGGAAGAUUACAGCACACUAUGUUGAUGAUGCAUAUGCUGCUUCCCGAGAGUUCAAAGUCCAAAAAUUUGUUUUACCAAGUUUUGAGGUGAACAUUGAAAUGGAGCAGAGGUUUAUUUUGUUGAAGACAGAACAGCUCAACUUCUCCAUAUCGGCAAAGUAUUCGCAUGGCGAGCAAGCAAAAGGGGCUUACCACUGCCAAUUUGGAGUGAUAGAAAGAGAUAAAACCCACGGCCAAAAAACGAAGCCUGUGUUUAUCAGGGGGUUGGAGCUAACUGGGAGGAUCAACGGUGGCGCCGAAGCAGCAUCUGUUCAGAUAGCAAACCUAAAUGCUCACCUCGAAAAACAGCAGAACAAAUCCUUCUCUGAGCUACAGCGAAGUGGAGGACAACUAUACUUGAGAGUAUUUGUAACCAAUAUACAAAGUGGUGAAACGCAAGAGGCGGAAGUAAACCUUCCUAUCAUCUCCCAUAAAUACACCUUGGAUCUCUCUCGAACUCGCUCAUAUUUCCUCCCCGGAUACCCACUAGAUGUGGUGCUGGUCGUGAGUCUCCCCGACGGGUCCCCAGCAGCUGGUGUGGGAGUAAAGAUUGAUGUUCCCACCUCUACAGAGACAUCUUGGGAAGGCAAAACCGACGGGGAGGGGGCAGUGUUUCCUGUCUUUAAUAUUCCCUCUGGUGCUCAGAUUACAGUUGACGUGUCGGCAGACGGCCAGACGCAAACAAAAGUGCUUCGGCGCGCUUCAUCUCCGACUAAUAGCUACCUUUACCUGAGUUUUACCAACAGGAUGUACUCUGUGGGCGAGUCAAUGACAGUAACUUACAACACCAUCAACAGCCCAAACGUUGGGUUUAUAUACUUCAUGGUCUUAAGUCGCGGGAUCCUAAUAAAACAUGGCUCUCUCCGAUUGGGCACUUCAGUGAAAGACCACCUGCAAAUAACAUCUGAUAUGGUGCCAUCCUUCCGUCUGAUUGGCUACUACUACAACGAGCGCGGUGACAUCAUUGCAGACUCUGUGUGGGUAGAUGUCAGCGAUGAGUGUGAGAUGAAAGUCAAGGUGGAGGCACAAGGUCUGUUCGAACCGGGGAAAAAAGCUGCGAUAGAAUUUGAUUUAUAUGGUCAGAGAGCCACAGUGGCUUUAUUGGCUGUGGAUAAGGCAAUCUACGCUCUGAAUGCCGAUAAUAAACUCACAGGCAAACAGGUGUUUUCCUCCAUGCAGUCAUAUGACCUCGGGUGCUCGUACAGCGGAGGAUCUGAUCCUGCAGCUGUACUAACAAAUGCUGGCCUGUCUUCUGUAUCUCAGUCGCAGUCAAUGUGGAAAAGAUCUGACUGCGGUUCACAAAAUGCACGACAAAAGCGCGCAGUGGACCUUCAACAAGAAAUGAUGACCAUAAAAUCAAAUUUUUCCGAUGAACAGAUGCAAGAAUGUUGUGUUCGCGGGUUUUCUCUCAUCCCUAUGAGACGAACAUGUCAGGAAAGAGUGAAGAGAGUCUCUAUGGUGAAGAAUAAUCCUGCUUGUGCAGACACCUUUUUAAAAUGCUGCCUUGAAGGACAGCGACUGAGACAAAAAAAGAUUCGAGACGACGCCGAGAAAGGACUUGGCAGGACUGCGGAAGUAGCAGACAUUGAGCAGUUCUUCUGGGACACUGGUGCUCAAUACAUUCGACGAUAUUUCCCCCCGAGCUUUGGAUUCACAACAUCUGAUAUAAAUGGGAAAGGACGGAUGUCUUUGACUCUGCCUGACUCAAUCACCACAUGGGAGAUUCAGGUUGUCACUUUGUCUGCAGCCACUGGUUUCUGUGUAGUUAAGCCGUUGGAGGUCAGAUCGUUCAAGGCGGCAUUUGUCUCCCUGCAACUUCCUUACUCAGUGAAGAGAUAUGAGCAAAUAUCCAUUUCGCCUGUUAUCUACAACUAUGGCCAGGACCAACUGCAGGUGGCAGUUCAUAUGGAACAAACUGAAGGCCUUUGCUCCCCCGGCUCAGCCACCGCCGUGGCUUUUGUUAACAUUACUGUGGAGCCAGAGUCGUCACAGUUAGUGUCCUUCUCCGCUGUUCCCAUGGUAACCGGCUCAAUACCCAUCAAAAUACGUCUCUAUGACAUGGAGAAAGAGUUUGGAAUUGAUGCAAUUGAAAAGACUUUGAGCGUGAUGACAGAAGGACUGGAAAAGAGAAUACAAGAAACCCAAGUGUUUAAAUUAGACGGGAAGAGCACAAAAUCAUUCCAAAUUGACGGAAUGUUACCAGAUGAAACAGUCCCAGACUCCACCUCCAACAUUUUCAUUUCAGCGGAAGCGGAUGGAUUCAGCAGUCCACUUGUGAGGAACCUUCUUUCGCCUGAGAAGGUUUUCAGUCUGAUCCAAUUGCCUACAGGAUGUUUACAACAGACAACGUUAAGACUCACCCCAACAUUGUCAGCCGUGCGCUACCUCGACAUGAGUGACCAGUGGGAAGACCUGCCUCCUGGUACCAGAGAUGAUGCCCUUGAUAAAAUCGAGACAGGCUUUAUAAGGAUAUUUCCAAAGGAGAAACCCAAUAGUUCUUAUGGAUCAUGGUUUUCAACGCCAGCUAGUAAUUGGUUGACUGCACUCAUACUGAAAGUGCUAUCGUUGAUGGCGGAGCGUCAGUCAGUGGCUUUUGGAGAGAAGGGCCGAAAGACUACGAUCGCACCUGAUGAAAAGAUCAAAAACGUAGUCAAUUACUUGCUCACAGCCCAGAACACUGAUGGGUCAUUCCGUGACCCAAAUCCAGUGCUACACAGAGGAGUUCUGAAUGGACCAGACCAACACGCAGCCAUGACGGCAUUCAUAAAUCUUGCCCUGAACCGGUCCCUUCAAUUCCUGAACACUGACUUGAAAAGUAAUGCGGAAGCAAGCAUUACCAGAUCAACAAACUAUCUCCUGUUGCACCUGGAGGAGCUUCAGCAUCCAUUGGCUGUUGCCAUCACAGUCUACUGCCUCGCAGUCUGCCUUCCACAGGGAACAGAUCAUUCAUCUGCCUGGACAAGACUCAAAACAAUGGCUACUCAAGAUGACAAUGGCUGUUAUCUGUGGACAACAACCCAACGGAAUCAAGUCCGUGCAGACGCCAUCACAGUAGAGACCACCGCCUAUGCUCUGCUCGCAGCAGUGGAACUCGGACAUACUAAGGAGGCAGACAAAAUAGCCUGCUGGUUAACCACCCAAGAAAACUAUUUUGGAGGCUAUAAAUCAUCACAGGAUACAAUCAUGGUAUUGGAAGCCCUGGCAGAGUAUGAGCUGAAGGGGCCCGUCCGCUCUGAAGUAAAUCUAGUAGCUGAGUUCACAGUCCAAGGAAGGAAAGACAUCAUACAACUUGUCUUGGAUAAUAAGAAAGAAAAAGUGGAAACAGACCUCAAGAAGUUUUCUGGGAACAACAUUAAGGUGCAAAUGACAGGAAACGGCGAUGCCAAGAUUAAAAUCGUUAAGGCCUACCAUGUGCUGGACCCUGUGGACAGUUGUGACUUACUGUCAAUCAGUGUCACGGUGGAAGGGAAAGUCAAGUACACCGACAAGAUCAUAGAAAACUAUGAAUACUACGAUGACGAUGAUAACAAGGAGGAAAAGGAGGGGCGUGUGCCACAAUCACCAAUUGAGUGGUUUGAUGUUCGCAGCCGAAACAAGAGAGACCUUGAUAGUAACUUCAUUUCAGAAGAUGCUGUCACCUACACAAUCUGUGUCAGUCAUAGCCUGAAGAGGAAUCUCACAGGGAUGGGUAUUGCUGACGUCACACUUCUGAGUGGAUUUGAGGUCGUUAUCGAGGACUUGGACAAGCUACGAGAGACACCUGAGGAAUACAUUUCUCAUUAUGAGGUCUCCAAUGGAAGAGUGCUGCUUUAUUUCAAUGAGCUCUUUGACUCAGAGGAAUGUAUUAGUUUUGAUGCCAUACAGAGAGUACCAGUUGGUCUUCUACAGCCUGCUUCAGCUGUGUUCUAUGAUUAUUAUGAACCAAACAGAAUGUGCACUGUGUCCUACUCCGCCCCCCGAAGGAGCAACAUGGUCUCCAGACUGUGCUCAGAGGAUGUGUGCCAAUGUGCAGAAAGACCCUGUCAUAAAAUACAAAAUACAUUCAAAUCACAAAUUCGUCAGAAGGUCCCCAAGAGUGUCCGUCUAGAACAUGCUUGCUUCUUCCCUACAGUGGAUUACGCAUACUUGGUGGAAAUCCUUAACGUUUCCAUGAAGAGUAACUUUGACAUGUACAAAACGCGUGUAAACGAGGUGCUCAGAUCACAUGGAGAUACGGGAGUGGGUGAGGAUUCUAUUCGAGUGUUCGCUAAGCGGCGUCAGUGCAAAGGACAGUUGGACGUGGGAAAACAGUAUCUCAUCAUGGGCAAAGAUGGCUCCACGACGGACUCCAGUGGGAAGAUUCAGUAUCUUUUGGAGUCCAACACUUGGGUGGAAAGAAAGCCUUUGGAAGAAGAAUGCAAAAAAUCUGCACAUAGAACCGCCUGCUCACGGUUUAAUGUGUUUAAAGAUGAGUACAAGAUAUAUGGCUGCAGACAGUGAAACGGACAAGUCCUUUCAUCCACGGGACGCACCCUCAGCAUAAAUGUUUGGUGCUCUUUUUUAACCUUUUAUAAUCAUAAACGCAUAGUAUGAGAACAUGCUUGAGAUUAUUGCUUGAUAGACAGUAAGUGAACGACAACUUUAGUAUAAUUUGAAAGUUUACUACACUUGGAAUGAGACUAUUGCCCAUGAAUUCAUGUCCAAUACAGCUACCAGUUUUUAAAUAAAUAAAAACCUUUACCUUUGAAUGUAUUAUGUUUUAAAAUAAUGAUUUCAAAAUGUAACCUUCACUCAAUAAAGUUUUGCUCUUUUAUCUCUAUA
Molecule: messenger RNA, 5583 nt
Organism: Gasterosteus aculeatus aculeatus (three-spined stickleback)
Lineage: Eukaryota; Metazoa; Chordata; Actinopteri; Perciformes; Gasterosteidae
Gene: c4b
Product: complement C4B (Chido/Rodgers blood group)
Biological process (GO): complement activation
Cellular component (GO): extracellular region
Molecular function (GO): protein binding; endopeptidase inhibitor activity
Source: RefSeq, a predicted model, not a curated record